AAUUGAGAACUAGCAUGGAAGUAACAGAAGCUCGAAAAGAAGACUAUGUGUUUAAAAUAAUCAUCGCGGGUAGCUCAGGGUCUGGUAAAUCUGCCAUUUCAAGACGAUAUUUCCAUAAUACGUUCAGUGACAACCUUGGGUUCACAAUUGGGGUUGAAUUUGACGAAAAAGUUGUCGAAAUUAAUACUCAAAGUCCACAUAAUAGCACUGUCAAAAUCCAAUUAUGGGAUUGCUCGGGAAAACAUACUUAUGCAGAGAUCGCUAAAAAGCACUUCAAAGGAGCCAUAGGAGCUAUCAUUGUCUACGAUGUGACGGAUACAAAUUCGUUCAGAGACAUACUCAUUUGGAAAGAAGAGAUCCAAAAAGAAGCUGAAGAAAGCUGUGAGUUCAUGAUCAUGCCUAAUAAAUGAGAUUUCACCAUGAAAUAUCCAAGAAUGAAGCAGAUCCCUAAUGAGAAAGGCCGCCAGCUUGCAGAGGAAGAAGGAAUGAUUUUUAGUGAAGAAUGCAGUGCUAAAUAAAAACAUUAAUAUAAAAGAGUCCAUUGAUGCCUUUGUAAUUCAUAUUUACAACAAACAAGUUGAGAUGUCCUCUAGCAGAUCGAGAGGUAUUCCAAAUCUCUCACAUCAUCUCAGAAUGGCUCCUGAGGAGAGGGUCAGAAAGGAAAAGAAAUCAUGAAUUAUCUUCUAAACAAUUUUGAGGUCUUAUUCAUGCACAAAAACAGAGCUAAUGUA
Moneuplotes crassus is the source of this 731-nucleotide messenger RNA. The record is from the annotation of a GenBank genome assembly. Lineage: Eukaryota; Ciliophora; Spirotrichea; Euplotida; Euplotidae.